Molecule: messenger RNA, 3140 nt
Organism: Schistocerca nitens (vagrant locust)
Lineage: Eukaryota; Metazoa; Arthropoda; Insecta; Orthoptera; Acrididae
Product: NAD kinase-like
Exons: 10
Coding region: 36-1343 (435 amino acids)
Biological process (GO): NADP+ biosynthetic process; NAD+ metabolic process
Molecular function (GO): NAD+ kinase activity
Source: RefSeq, a predicted model, not a curated record
UGCAGGCCAGGUACAGCGGCGCCACGCAGCCAGCCAUGUGGCCGCCCGGCGAGCAGCAGCAGCAGCACGCAGUCAUGGCCGCGCCGCCGGACGGCGAGGGCCUCGUCGCCACCGCCAGCGUCAACGCCAACGCCGUCGACGAGCUGACGGACCGCGUGCUGCCGCUGGCUCUGGCCCGGAAGCUCAGGCGGACGCGGUCGCUCAAUGCGCCGUCCCCCAUUCAGCAGUUCGGCCCCUGCGGGCGCAUCAUGAAGAAUUCCGCGAUGGUCAUGACGAUCCAGGACCCGGCGAGCCAGCGGCUGACGUGGUACAAGCCGCCGCUCACCGUGCUGGUGAUCAAGAAGGUCCGCGACGUGUCCGUGCUGCAGCCCUUCGUCCAGCUCGUCAGGUGGCUCAUCCAGGAAAAGAACAUGGUGGUGUUCGUGGAGCAGACGGUGAUGGAGGAUACGCUGCUGCUCAACAACGCGGGCUUCACGAUCGUCAAGGACAAGCUGAUGACGUUCCGCGACGGCAAGGACGACCUCACCGACAAGAUAGACUUCAUCAUCUGCCUCGGCGGCGACGGCACCCUGCUCUACGCCAGCCUCUUGUUCCAGCAAUCUGUGCCACCAGUGAUGGCAUUUCAUCUUGGAUCUCUUGGUUUCCUUACACCUUUUGAGUUUGACAACUUCCAAGAACAAGUUACUAAUGUGUUAGAAGGUCAUGCUGCCCUGACGUUGAGGAGCAGAUUGAGGUGUAUCAUCAUGAGAAAGAAUGAGGAUCCCAACAAGCAGUCUAAACCACCUACCAAUCUCUUAGUUUUAAACGAAGUUGUUAUAGACAGGGGUCCCUCUCCAUACCUUUCAAACAUUGACCUGUUCCUUGAUGGGAAACACAUUACCUCCGUACAGGGAGAUGGUCUUAUAGUAUCAACUCCGACUGGGAGCACAGCAUAUGCUGUAGCUGCAGGAGCGUCGAUGAUACACCCGAGUGUCCCUGCUAUUAUGGUGACACCCAUAUGCCCCCAUUCACUGUCUUUCAGGCCUAUUGUGGUGCCAGCUGGUGUGGAGCUGAAGAUAAUGCUGAACAGUGAUGCAAGAAGUACAUCCUGGGUAUCUUUCGAUGGGCGUAACCAGCAAGAGUUGAGAAUUGGAGAUAGCCUUCGAGUGACAACCUCAAUCUACCCUGUGCCUUCAAUAUGUGCUCAGGAUCAGAUCUCCGAUUGGUUUGAUUCUCUAGCAGAAUGUCUGCACUGGAAUGUACGCAAACGGCAGAAGCACUUGGACGAGUUGAGUGAUCUAACGCACUCGAGCUCCAACGAUACUCUGGACUCGCUUGACCAUGCUGAGCAAUUGGACAGUUAGGCUUACAAGGAGGUGCAAGAAGACUUUCUAAAUCUAAUUUCUUGCUCAGCAAUAUUUCCUGGUGGACUUUGUGAAGUACAUAGCAUGGAGCAGCUUGCAGUCACGGCUGUGAACUGAGGCAGUUGUGAGGCAAGAGUGUGUGUGUGUUAUGUGCUAAUCGGAUGGUGGCUUUGCCAUUCCUAGCACAGCCAACCUAAGACUUCUAAUAGUUACUGGUUUCCAUCACUGCAGCUGCUUAUUUAAACGAAAUGAAAUAGAGAGAAAUCUGACUUUUUAUUUUUAUACAUCCAUUCUCUAUUUUGUUUAUGAAAUGACCAAUUCCGUAUUUUGUAGAGUAGCUGAAUAGAGGAACUUCUGUUUAAUAUUUUGAUAUGAGAAUAGCUUGCCAGAGUUUUUCUACAUAAUUUUCAUUCUUCUGUUUUAAAUACUUUGGAUGGUUGUGAUUCAUAAAUGUAUUUAGAAAGUAUGUACUUGUAUGUUGAAUGUCUAAAAACUACUACAUACAGAGUCGAAUGCAUGAUUUAGAACAAAAUCAAAAAGUUAUCAACCUGUACUGAAGUGCCUUUUAUUUUUCUUUUCUUUCAUCUUGUACUUUGUGAUUUUUCAUUUAAGUAACAGAAUUGUUAGUUGCUGAUGAAUGAGCUCUUUCAGUCUUAAAGAUUGCUAAAUUUUAUGCUGUUCUCUGCUUCAGACAUUAUAUUUUCACUUGAGACUUUGAGCUCUUGAGCAAUGUGUUAUUUGUAACUUCAUAUUUUAGCAGUAUUUAAUUUUGAAUGAGAAUGAUAAAAGUUUGGUGUGGUGAAUGUGUGAUUUAAUGUACAAACAAGCUUAAUGGAACAAUUUUGUAUGCAUAUUCCUUGUUUGGUUUCACAGUUUGAAUAAGCAAAAGAACUUAGGAAAUAUAGGUGCAUGUUUCCCAGUGAUCCUUUAUUCCCCUCCCUCUUCCUGAUUCUCUCCUCUUCCAUAUUACACUGUCAGUGUGCAGCACAUGUUGCCAGGAAGCCCAGAAAUCACAAUUUUAAAAUGGCUCUAUAUGUAAAACUGAAUGUCUCAGAAAUACAGGUCUCUUUUUUUUUUAAGAAAACUUAUUCAGUGUUUACUUGAAUUUUUUCGGUGUCUUUUUGCACUUACAUAUUUUCAAAAUGUGUAACUUGUUAAAAGUAAUGAAUGCUUUCACAAAACAAACAAUGUGUGCAGUGUUUGAAUGAAUUGUUUUAUUGUGAAGGAUAUGAAUAUGUUGUUAAUUGUAAUUAGGAAGUAAAUUUGAAAUGAGAGUCAAUAUUUCUACUGUUGUCGAAUGGUGUUGGUGGACAAAGGUGUGUGGUGAGUAGAUUGUACUGAACAUUUUAAUUUGCUCACAUUUCAGAAACAAUUGUUACAGCUCUGAAAUGAGACAGUGGACAGCUGUGUACUAACUACGCACACUAUGAAUUUGCUGUACACUACCAAGAACUGCCCAGAACUUGUGGAGUAUAUCUGAGAAAUGAACUUAAAAUGUUGUUUUCUGAUACAGAUAAUUACGUAUUGACCUUGUGACUUCAAGACAGAUUUUUUGGAAUGACUUAUUUAUGCUGGAAACAUUGUAAACAGUUCUGCUGUAAAUAUUAAUAGAACACAAGAGAGUACUAUGUGCGAUUGUUAUUACCAGUUUCAUAUGUCUAGGAAAGUGUAUGCAACUCAGCCUUGCAGAGGAGAGGAGAUUGCUAUAUUUUCCAAUUUUGUUGUUUUCUUUAGUAAAUAUGUCACACAGCUAGUUGAACAAAUUCACCAUUUUUGAUGCCUUCACAAUUUUUUUUU